AUGACCACUGCUCACAGGAAGCUGACUUCUCAGCCAAUAACAGUACAAGAUGCAGGUGUGAGAUUAGCAGGCGUUUGUUCCAGGGCAACACUAACAAACAUGAUAUAGGCCUGAAAUAACAACCUAUUUUUGCAUGUGUACUGUAAGCUUUCGAGUUUCACAGAUUUGUAUUUAUCCUGGGGUAGGCAUUCAGUCUUAUUAGUCUUCUCCAAGCUAUGUAUUUACCUGACAAUGUGCCCUAGGCUUGUAGAAUGUAGGUAAAUAAUGCAAGUGACUUCAAUGGCUAAUUUCUCUGAACAGGGAAAAAAAACAUCACCAGAUUCACAGGGAAUAUAUUGCAAAGGAUGAAGAAGCAAUAGGCGUACUCCAAGCAGCAGCUCCAUACUAGUCAGACAUAGGGAACUGUUACUGUAUACUGGUUGUUGCGGUGGGAUUGGUGUGGGGGUCCGUGGGUGGCUUUUGAUAAUUGGAUUGGAUUCCUCAUGGCUUACUCAUCGUUUGGAAGAUUUUUGGCCCAAAUCCGAUGUUAGGUAUUAUAUUUAUUGAAGAUGAUAUGAAUCCUAUAAAUUAAAAGGGCCAAUUUAGGUGCAAUCAAUUAGCUUAAUUUCUCAGAUGAAAUUAUAUUUCAACAAAGUAAUGUUUCAGGAAUGAUAAUCUUAUUUGUUUCUAACUACAGAAACAAUUGCAAUGUUAUCAUUACAGAGGAACAGAAUGUGCUGUCCCUAGUUUGCCUUAGUUUCUCUGUACAGAUUUAAAGUUGGCCCAUCGGACAGUGAGAGUUAACCAAUCAAGAGUGGUGAUGAUGUAGGCCUACACUGGCUCACUGUCCGAUGGGCUAACUUUAAAUCUGUAAGGUCCACAAGGUGUGCACUGUGCAGGCUUCUGUUCUAGCCCAGUUAACACACCUAUAGCCUUCUAGCCUAUGAAGCACGUGGUCAUUUGAAUUAAUACUGACCAGAACAAAAACCCUGUAGCUUUCCAGGAUUGUAGAGCAAUGAGUGGUGUAACACUCCUAUUAGGGGGUCCAGGGUACUGUAGGGGCUCAGUUCCACCAGCUCUAUUGUGUUGGUGCCCCUGCCCUGUGUGAGAGAGCCAACAGUAGGCUGCUGUGUGUUCGACUAGGCAACCGUUAGCUACAGCUUGGAGCAGAGCGCUUCACUGCAUCUCUCAGUGAACUGGGAUAAACUGAUUGGCCCCUCCCCUGCCGUCUCAUUGGAUGGCUGGCCUGCACGGAAUGGGCUGGCCAAGGAACGAAUGUUCUGAGCUGGAUGAUGAGAUCACUCUCACACUACUGUUCAUGCACUGCGACUGCACACAAACAUGAACACACACACAUACACACUGAGUAUUUACUCAGCUUCUCUUCUUAAGCAGAUGCAGAUAUGUUUCCAGCCCAGCCUAGUCUGCUGUAGCCUGAGGUGAACUGGCUGGUUGACCUAGAAAGCACCUUUUAUAAUGCUGGGCUGAACAUUACUUUGUGCUAAAGAGGCUUUCAAGGCUCUUUCAGGGCUAAUUUCCACAGACCCACUCAGUGCUGCCUGGUCAAGCAGUCUUAGUCUAUUGUUGUUAGUGUAAGACGCCUUGCAGGGGGUGAGGGAGUUUACAGCCGCCAGCUACUCUCUGUCAGUGUGGCUGCAAGCACUGAAAUGUUUCUGUGGGGAAUGGGAAUUCUCCCAUAGGGUCGUUUUUGUCUAGACUUUUGUCUGUCUCUCUCUCUCUCUCUCUCUCUUUCUUAAUUUCUCUGAAUUCUCUGUCUCCUUUUCUCUCCCCUACUCAGAGUUCACCAUUUUCUCAUGCUGUACUUUUCUGAUCAUUUGUGGCACUCUGCCAUUGUGCACCAGUUAUUGUUUAAGAUAUUGUGUGUCAAUGAAACUACAGUAAUGUGGAUAAAUGAAGGUUAAACUAAAUUACCCUCUAACUAGGAUUGUGAAGUACCAGUAGCCUAUACCCGAUUUUUCCAUGGCAACAACAAAAACACGAAGCAGACCAAACCUUUUGGUCCUUUUGUCAAAUAUUGUGUGCCAUAGCUUGGAAAAUAAACAAAUGUGACUGGGUGACCGCAAAAUGAUAUUUGUUUCCAACAUUAGGACUUUUUUCCUCAAUAAAUGAAAUCCGCCUCGUGUUUUGUUUCCUUGCCACGAUACUUCUGAGCAGGGAUUGACAUUAAAGUCUGAAAAGCACUUGCAAGUCAGGAGUAUUUUUUUUGGGUUGCCCGAAAAUGAUAAUUAGCUAUUUUACAUGCAGAAGUGCCAUAUAUUGCCUGCCUUUCACCUACACAUAGGCGAGGACUCAGAAACAUCAGCACGGGAAUUCUUUGUAUUUUUGUUAUCAGUCAAAUACAUUCUCAGAGCAGGCUCAACUAGCCUGACUGCCAUAAAGCCUUCACUUUAAACAAUGGGAGGAACCAGAAAGAUCAGUUUUAGACUACUGGAAUUCUUUGUAGUUUAACAAAAAAAUAAAUAAUAUAUAUAUAUCACCUGCCCAGUUGGGAAACCUCAGAACAUGCUCAACUUCCGCGACUGCUCAGUUCACUUGCCCCAGGUAAUAGGGCAACCCUUUAUGUCAAUCCCUGCUUCUGAGUAUCGCGAUACUGGUAUCUUCUCAACCCUACAUCUAACCCAAUCUCUCGCUCUUCUCCUCUCUUCUCUCCUCCCACAGUAGCCCUUUAUUCCCAGGAUGGAUGAGAUUGUUGUAGCCGGGAUAUCGGGCCGGCUUCCUGAGUCGAACAACCUCGAGGAAUUCUGGGAAAACCUCUUCAAUGGGGUUGACAUGGUAACAGAAGAUGACCGAAGGUGGAAGUCAGGUGAGCCCCCGUGACCUUUCCAUGACCUGGAUGUGAUUAUGACCCAUAAACAUUAGACAUGUUUUUGCUGUUUUUUUAUUUUAUUCUUUGAACUCUGAAAGCUUUGAAAAUUUCAGACUGACACACAAGCUACCUUGCAUCACAGUGUAAUCUGCACUGUAAACUGAUGAGUAGCUCAUUGUAUCAUAAAUUGGGUUGCAGAUUUGAACCCAAACACACAUUGUAAUCAAUAUUUCAUUUGAAGAUCUGCCAUAAAUGAGGUGGGUGUACUGCCUAGUCAUGGAAUGUUACAUCCACCACAUGAUAGGAAAUGACGGGAAAUGCCUCCCUUCCCUAGAAGAACAUUCUGACCAAAGACCUGGUUAGCUGUAGUUUGCUUUGCAUCACCAUCAAUAUGGGCAGGUUAAUGAGUAAAAUGCUGAAUGCGCCCUCCAGUCUUUACUGGCCCGUUCAGUCAGUCACUACCAAUGAUUUUUAUAUAUAUAUAAUGUACCUAGAUGGUUGAUAGGGGGCGCUGUGUUGAAGACACCGUGCCGCCAUCUUGGCACCCCCACCAUUGUAAAAAAUAUUUUGGAAGCUAUAGAAAUUCAUUUAUUAAUGUCUACAUUCAUUUUUGCCACGUAUUAUUUUACAGACACCUUAAUGUACACUGAUUAUACCAAACAUUAGGAACACCUUCCUAAUAUUGAGUUGCACCUCCCCCCCCCCCUUUUGCCCUCAGAACAGCCUCAAUUUGUUGGGGCAUGGACUCUACAGGGUGUCGAAAGCGUUCCACAGGGAUGCUGGCCCAUGUUGAAUCCAAUGCUUCCCACAGUUGUCAAGUUGGCAGGAAGUCCUGUUGGUGGUGGACCAUUCUUGAUACACACAGGAAACUGUUGAGCAUGAAAAACCCAGCAGUGUUGCAGUUCUUGACACGAACCGGUGCGCCUGGCACCUACUACCAUACCCUGUUCAAAGGCACUUCAAUAUUUUGUCUGACCCAUUCACCCUCUGAAUAGCACACAUACACAAUCCAUGUCUCAAGGCUUAGAAAUCCUUCUUUAACCUGUCACCUCCCCUUCAUCUACACUGAUUGAAGUGAAUUUAACAAGUUAAAUCAAUAAGGGAUCAUAGCUUUCACCUGGAUUCAUCUUGUCAGUCUAUGUCAUGGAAAGAGCAGGUGUUCUUAAUAUUUUCUAUACUCUGUGUAUAAUUUUUUAUUAUGUGAGCUAAACAUAAAAAAUAAAAAGAUAAACGUUUUAAAGUGUAGUUUAUUUUGGAUAACUAAUGUUAUUGUCCCCACUACAACAAAAACAUACUUAAAUACAUUUAAUUUAGUCCUUGAAACAUUUAUUUGAAAUACUGUAGAAUUCCAUUAAUUCCUAUAGGGGACUGCUCCUACCAAUAUGGCUGACCGGUGGCUUCAAAGCCUCUCAAUGGCAAUCCAGAUGUUAUACACAUCAUUGGUCACUACCCACAUGAAGUAAACCACAUGAACCGUACUCGUACUCGUUCUGGCUCUGCCUAAUUCACUCCCUAUUUUGUUUCUUGCUCUGUGUCUUCCUCUUUCUUUCCUCUUUCUUUUUCUGCCUUUCUCCCCAUCUUUUUCUUUUUAGCCCUGUCUCACCUUCCUAGCUCUCUCUCUCUCUCUCUCUCUCUCUCUCUCUCUCUCUCUCUCUCUCUCUCUCUCUUCCUCCCUCGUUUGCUUGGUUUUUCUCUCUCUCUCCUCGCUUUCGUCUCUGUGUGAAUAGCACCUCUCAUCAGUCAGUGCCUGGCAACCAGCUAAAGCUCGCAUUCAUGUGCUAAAAGGCCCCGGGCGAGCGGCGCCCCUAAGAUCACACACCACAGGAGAGGAAAAAGCAGGGACAGAGGGAGGGAGGAGAGAAAAAGGAGUGGAGAAAAGAAGAGAGGAGAGGAAAGGGCCUUGUUUGCAGUCUGCAUAGAAAUACUAAGAGGGAGGAAUAGUACUGCUUUAGAUCUGUGUGUAAAACUAUUACAUUAAUACAUUUACUAUAACAUUCAUGUCACAUUCAUCUGGGGGAAUUGUUCAGGUUAUCCAGUCAGUGACUACAGGUAAAACACAUGCUGUCUGGGAAACCCAGUGAUCCGGUUAUUUAUCCCUCAAUGCUCCACGUGUCAUUCCCUUUCCCAGGUCUGUACGGUCUUCCCAAGAGGAACGGCAAGCUGAAGGACAUCAGCCGGUUCGAUGCUGCGUUCUUCGGGGUCCACCCCAAACAGGCCCACACCAUGGACCCCCAGCUACGCCUCAUGCUGGAGAUCGCCUACGAAGCCAUUGUAGACGGAGGUGAGGAGAGGGGUGAUGAGAGAUGGAUGGAUGAGUAGAUGUGUAUAGAUACAUUUUAUUUGGAGAACUGUGUAAAGAUACCAAGUAAAAUGUAUUUGUUUAUUUGGAUCCCCAUUAGCUGUUACUAUCACAACCGCUACUCUUCUUGUCAUCCACACAUUAGAUUAGAUUACCCACAUGUCACAAAGUUCAUGUUUUAACGUUCAUAGACCUGUGUGUGAGAUUCAUUUAUGUAAUGUGUGUGUACAGGUCUGAAUCCGACGGAGCUGCGUGGCAGCAGGACAGGCGUCUACAUCGGGGUGAGCGGCUCGGAGGCGGGCGAGGCCUUCAGCAGAGACCCUGAGGAGUUGCUAGGAUACAGCAUGACGGGCUGCCAGCGUGCCAUGUUCGCCAACCGACUCUCCUACUUCUUUGACUUCAACGGUAUGAUCUCAUCUAGCACAGCUGUGGGUUCUCUCAAGCAGUUUUGUCACAUGGUAUCAAUUGUCUUAAAAAAGAUAAUCAAUCCCUAACUCAACAUUCUCCCGCCCUUCUCUUUUCUUGCCAUCUCUCUGUCCCUCCAGGCCCCAGCACAGCCAUCGACACCGCCUGCUCCUCCAGCCUAUUGGCUCUGGAGAAUGCCUUCAACGCCAUUCGCCACGGCCACUGUGACGCCGCCCUGGUGGGCGGGGUCAACCUGCUGCUCAAGCCAAACACCUCUGUGCAGUUCAUGAAGCUGGGCAUGCUCAGUCCGGAAGGAACCUGCAAGUCCUUUGACUCCUCAGGUAAGAGAAGGAGAGACCUGGGUCGUGUUCAGAAAAUCGCAAUGUACAGAACUAAAUGUUGUAGACAAAAUGCUUCUCAUGCUGAAAGCACACCCACAUACAGCAGCACUAUUUCCUGGUCUGACCCUGAAAGCACACUAACGUUACUUCCUGGUGCGCUCCUCUCUGUGUUCCCCCAGGAAACGGGUACUGCCGUUCGGAGGCUGCGGUGGCUGUAUUUUUGACCAGACGUUCCAUGGCUAAGAGGGUGUAUGCCACAGUACUCAACGCUGGUAACAACACUGACGGAUACAAGGAGCAGGGUGAGACUACACCCCAUUAUAUUACACCACUGAGGGUACCUGCCGUGUCUGGAAUGAAACCCUAGGCCUCUAUCCCCAAGGCACUGAGAGGCAGACCUCCCAAACCUAGGAUGGUUUCCUGGUCUGAUAUACAUCUCUAGCCCCUACCCCUUAACAUUUCUCCCAGAUCUAUAAGGAUUUGAUGAUUGUAAGUAACAUGGUUAUAUUUCUGCCUAAUCCUCUGGUAGGUUACAUACGGUUUCCACUAUAUUUCUCACACCAGCGUGUGGCCUGGCUUACCUAUGUGUCCUGUACUGUAAAUGCCAAGCAGUAACCCAGUAGAAACUUUAUUUUCGUGGAGAAACAAUUCCCUUGGCCAUUCAGUUGCAUUUCCCAUAAUGUAUUUUGGCCUAUUGCCCAAUAGGUUGUGAGGCCUCACUGACCCACUAUGACACACCUCUUGGAGAAAUAACACCACUUUUUAAGUCCUGCUACACAAGACACUUAACUUUUUUAGAGUGUGAGACGCUCCUAUUAAUUUAAAUGAAACCUGGGCAUAAGCAGCAUGGAUCCACGAGAGGCUUGCGUUACUCAGCGUAAAAUUACACUAUGGUUCUAUUUUCAAGAAUUUGAUGCGUGACUCAUGCCCGAGAACACUUGAUAAAUUAGUGUCUCUGCUCACGCUGGCAAAAAGUCCAGUGUAACAGCUAAAAACAUACUGUUUUCCUGACGCCCCAGUGUAGCUCCCCUGUAAUCUGUGUUUGUGGUGUAAUCUAGCUAAUACCCGGGCAUUGGCAGCUCCAACUUUUUUUGAAAUAUAGACCUAUUAAUGUGAUAUAAUCGACACACACACACACAGUAACCUUUCCCCCAAUCACUCCUCACACACUUAGCGCUGCAGCCCUGUGUUGAUAUACGACCUUGCUGAAGAGGGGGACGCAUUCUCUGGAGUGUAACACUGGAACACACACAGCUAGCAGUGUUUUAGGAUGUUCUAUACCACAUUUCACCCCCAUGGUCCCAUGCCCCCCUCCCUCUGCUCUAGCAAGUUUGUCUGUCUUUCUGUCACACACAACAAUAAACACACUCCCAGACUGGUGAUCCAGUCACAGCAUACCAGCCUGAUGUAUUUAUCAGUACAUUUGAAGUGGACAACUCUCUUGGAUGACUAAGGUACCAGGGCACCAUGUGCUAAUGGCCCCGUAAACAGUGACAUUGCUCUUAGCCACUCUAGGGUGACAUUUCCCUAGGUACAGAUCUAGGAUCAGCUUCCCCUCCAUCAAUCCUAGCCUUUACCAUUAGUGCAGAAAAUGCUAAACUGACCCGAGAUCAGCGUCCAGGGGGAACCUUACCCUUCACCGCUCUUAGCCACUCAUGGUACUGCACGUCGGUGACAUUUGUUAUACAAGAUUACAUAAAAGUCCUCUAUGAAUGGCUACAAAAUAAUUGUUUAAAUUCAGUGAUGUAUUGAUUGGUGUGUUCUUCCCAGGUGUGACAUUCCCCUCAGGUGAGAUGCAGCAGCGGCUGGUACGUUCUCUCUACCAGGAGGUCAACAUCACACCUGACCAGGUGGAGUACAUCGAGGCCCAUGGCACCGGGACCAAGGUGAACACACACACACACUCUCUCUCUACCACACUUGAUUCAUUAUUGUUGGAUCAUAUCACCACCACACCCAAUAACGUAAUGUUCCAGAAUGUUCUGUGGAAGGUGUUCUGUCACAUUCCUCCCCCUGAUACAGCUGGUUCCUCAGUAUAUGUUUCCCCUGGUGACCUCAGUCCUUUCUCCUUCCAGGUCGGCGACCCGCAGGAAGUGAAUGGCAUUGUCAGUGUGUUCUGUCAUUCAAAGCGUGACCCACUGCUCAUUGGCUCCACCAAGUCCAACAUGGGCCACCCAGAGCCUGCCUCUGGCCUGGCUGCGCUGGCCAAAGUAAGAACUGGAAUGGUCUGGGCUAACCUCUAGAACACCUUUUUGUCCUGUACAAAGUCCCAAUAUGUGCAAGCUUUUGGCGAAGCCCAGCACUAACACACCGCUCUCCUUUCUUUCUUUCUUUCUUUCUUUCUUUCUUUUUUCCCAGGUUGUGUUAUCUCUGGAGCGGGGUGUGUGGGCUCCCAACAUCCACUACAACAGCCCCAACACAGACAUCCCUGCCCUUAGUGACGGCCGCCUCCGCGUCGUCAAUGAGCCCAUACCAGUCCGCGGUGGCAUCGUUGGCAUCAACUCCUUCGGAUUUGGCGGCUCUAACGUUCACGUGAUCCUCCGCCCCCCUGGUUUCAACAUGCCAAAAACCUUCAAAGCGCCCCCCAAGACCCCCUCUGAGUCCUCUCAAGUACCCAGGCUCCUUCAGGCCUGUGGGCGCACAGAGGACGCUGUCUCCGUCCUCCUCAGGAAGGGGAAGGAACACUCAGGCGAUGACAACUUCCUGUGUCUGCUGAACGAGGUGUCCGGGGUGCCCACGGCGGGGAUGCCCUACAGGGGCUACGCUCUGAUUGGCUCCAAGGAUGAUGUCACAGAGGUGCAGAAGACUGAAGCCACACCCAGACCGCUGUGGUACAUCUGCUCAGGUAAGUGAGAGGAUGGGUUAGGAGAGAAGUGAAGAAGUUGCACCAGGGUCAGAUACAGAGUUUCUUAAAUCCUCAGCCUAAUGGUUAGUGUUAGGAUUGGGGGCAGGUUAAUGUGAUCCAGGAUCUGUGGUUAAGGGCAACUUCUACCUCGAAUGAUGAAAGCAGAGGUUUAAGAGAAAGGUGUGUGUUAACACUUGUGUGUAUCUCUCAGGUAUGGGCACCCAAUGGGGUGGGAUGGGCCGCAGUCUGAUGCAGCUGCCAGAGUUCAGGGAGUCCAUCUUGCGUUCGGACAUGGCAUUGAGGGACACAGGGAUGUGUGUGUCCAGUCUGCUCAUGGAGGCCGAUGAGAGCACCUUCGAGGACACCGUCCAAGCCUUCGUAGGCCUUGCUGCCAUACAGGUACAGUGGAGCAGCCAUCUUAACUAAGGGCAAAUCACAAUUUUUACAGAGAGCGGGACACCAUUUUAACUAAGAGUGGGUGGGGAAUGGCACUGAAACCAAAAGGCUAUGGAAAUAGGACUGUAUUGUCCAUUGUUUGCGCAGACAAAGAGCACACAAUGCCUCUGACAUAUCGAAGGCAAUCAUGAAGAUGACCAUUAAAAAUAUGCAUGCAUGACUGUAAGUCGCUUUGGAUAAAAGCGUCUGCUAAAUGGCUUAUUAUUAUUAUUAUUAUUAAGAUGGUCCUGUAUGGCUCAGUUGGUAGACCAUGGCGCUAGCAACGCCAGGAUUGUGGGUUUGAUUCCUGGGGCCACCCAUACGUAAAAUGUAUGCACGUGUGACUAAGUCGCUUUGGAUAAAAGCGUGUGCUAAAAGGCAUAUAUUAUAUUUAUAUUAUUGUAGUAUGCUCGUAAAGCUAACCGCUGUCUGUCUGUCCCCCUCUCAGAUCGCCCAGAUUGACCUGCUCCAGAAGCUGGGUCUGCAGCCGGACGGCAUUGUGGGCCACAGUGUGGGAGAGCUGGCCUGUGGCUACGCAGACGGAUCCCUCAGUCACAGUGAGGCUAUCCUGGCAGCCUACUGGAGAGGGAGAUCCAUCAAGGAGGCUAACCUGCCCCCCGGGGGCAUGGCUGCAGUCGGUAAGGACCAAAAACAGAGUGUCUGUGUGUGUGUUGAUUUUGAAUUGCCGGCUACCACCCGGUACUCUACACUGCACCUUAGAGACUGCUGCCCUAUGUAUAUACAGCCAUUGAACACUGGUUACUUUAAUAAUGUUUAUAUACUGUUUCACCCACUUUAUAUGUAUAUACUGUAUUCUAGUCAUGGCUCAGCCUAUAUAAUAAAAAAAAUAUAUAUAUCUGGAUUAUCUGUGUAUAGUUUUUUUAAAUUUUUUAUUGCUAGGUAUUGCUGCACUGUUGGAGCUAGAAACUCAAGCAUUUUGCUGCACCUGCGAUGACAUUGCAAAUCUGUGUAUCAACCAAUACACUUUUAUUUGAUUUGUACUCAGUGAUCCACUUUAUUUCUCAACCUCUCACCCCCCCCCUCCCCCUUCUCAGGGCUGACAUGGGCAGAGUGUAAGGCUCAGUGUCCUCAGGGUGUGGUUCCAGCCUGUCACAACGCUGAAGACACCGUCACCAUCUCUGGCCCUGCGGUAACACAUUUUGGUCCAAAUCCUUGCAAUUGUAUCUAUCAAUAGCUUUAUGCAUUAUUUUAAAGACCCUUUUUAUACUAUACUAUUGAGACCAAUUCUGUCUGUAAACUACAUUUUAUCCUGUAAAAAACCAUGAGCCUGAAACUGACACGGUGCACUUCUUUUCUGUAUGCAGGAGGCAGUGAGUAAGUUUGUAGCAGAGCUGAAGGAGAGUGGUGUGUUUGCCAAGGAGGUUCGUAGUGCUGGUGUAGCCUUCCAUUCUUACUACAUGGCCUCCAUCGCUCCCGCCCUGCUUGGCCGCUCUCAAGAGGGUAAGGCAACGUUUAUGACUGUGUGGCUCAGUCCAAAACCUAACACUUUAAAAACUUUUCAAUUUUUUCACGAGGGCAAUUGAAACUAAGUGCAUGAAUUGAAAAAUCCUCAUACACUAGAGAAAAACAGACUGCUUUCCACCUGCCUGUGAAUUGAAUUUCAGGUCAUCUGCCAAAUAUACCAAAUCCCCAUCUCCUCUCGCUCUCCUCCCCCUUUGUAGGUGAUCAAGGAGCCUAAGCAGAGGUCUGCCAGGUGGAUCAGUACAUCUAUCCCCCAGAAGGACUGGGACAGCACGCUGGCUCUGUACUCCUCAGCAGAGUACCAUUGUAAUAACCUGGUCAGUCCUGUCCUCUUCCAAGAGGGCCUGAGCCUGGUGCCUGAUAACGCUGUGGUGGUGGAGAUAGCGCCACACGCUCUGCUGCAGGUUAGUUUAGAAGCUCUAGAAACACACACACACAGGAGGAGAUGGCUCCACUCAUUCACUACUGCUGCGAAUACACAAACACACAGUGUCACAAUGUGACAAUUUUCACACACACCAACCUCUGACAAAAAUGCAGUGUACUUGUCCUCAUUAGUCUCUGUGUGAAACCUUGCUGUCUGUCUCCCUCUGCAGGCGAUCCUGAAGCGCAGCCUGAAGCCAACGUGUUCCAUCCUGCCCCUGAUGAGGAGAGGUCAUGCCAACAACCUGGAGUUCUUCCUCUCGCACAUUGGCAAGGUCUACAUGAACGGGUCAGUACCUGCUACUGACAUGACACGCAACUGAUGCUGUUCUAUUCUCAAAACCUACUUUAGUUUAAACACACAGCUUUAACUGGUGUUGUUGUGCAUAUUAUUUUCCCAAUACUGCAAGAUGGCCUUCCGACCUAGCUUUGCCAUUCGUUUGCCAACUCUGUUAGCCCCUAGUACAAGCUAAACAUGCAUGUAAAAUGUUUAGUUUUGAGUCCUAGAAAAGCUAUAUUUGGGUCAGAUGUCUCAAUAGCAAGCAUCUCUCAUUUGUGUCCAGGAUCAAUGUGGACAGUAAGCAGCUGUACCCGCGUGUGGAGUACCCGGUGCCCGUGGGCACCCCUCUGAUCUCCCCCCUGGUGCAGUGGGACCACGCCCAGACCUGGGACGUACCCAAGGCUGAGGACUUCCCUGCUGGUUCUGGAGGGUCCACCUCAGCUACCAUUUAUAACAUUGGUGAGAGACAUACAUACACCAAUACAGUAUACAGAAUACACAUUCACACAAACUUGUACACACACACACACACACACACACACACACACACACAGAGACAAUAACAUAUUUGAUCUCCUCUCCCCCCAGACAUGAACCCAGAGUCUCCAGACUACUAUAUGAUUGGCCACUGCAUCGACGGGCGUGUCCUGUACCCGGCGACGGGUUACCUGGUGCUGGCCUGGAGGACCCUGAUGAGGAGCUUGGGUGUUGUCAUGGAAACCACCCCUGUCACCUUUGAGGAUGUCACCAUCCACAGGGCCACCAUCUUACCCAAGACCGGUGAGGGAGGGACGGACGAAGAAGGGAGGGGAAGAAUUUGAUCAUGGGUUGUCAGUCACAAUCUUGUCACAUCAUGGGUUGUCUGUUUGGGUUGUAAAUAUUUUGCUGUGGUUCAUUUCUGACCUUUCUUCAAUGUGCUUUGUCUCUCUCUCUCCCUUUCUUUUCUCUCUUACUCCUUCCCCUCUUCUCUCUAUCAGGUUCAGUCCAGUUGGAGGUGCGUCUCAUGCCCGCCACCAGUCGGUUUGAGGUCUCUGAGAACGGCAACCUGGCUGUCAGUGGUACGUAUACUUUAUACUCUCCUAUAAGCAUCCAAGAUAAAUGUUUGAUAUGUAAAGCAGGAUUUACAUGCUCUGUUACAUGGUAAUAGCUAGUGUAUAUAGACUCAUUCAAUCUGUUACAUAAUAACAACUAGUGUAUACACCCAUUCAAGGCCUAUGACUUAGUAAUACACACUAUAAACUCUACAUACAUGCUUUCUCCUUGGUCCUCCACACAGUCUCUCACCUAUCCCAUGCUUUUCUCUGUCUGUGCAGGCAAGGUGAGCAUUCUGGAGGAUGCUGCUCUGGACUCAUUCCGCUCUGAGAUUGGUAAGCCUGUCGCCGGGGACGACGGUGACCCCAAACUGCGCCUGAUGGCCCAUGACAUCUACAAGGAGCUCCGUCUCCGCGGUUAUGACUACGGCAAGACCUUCCAGGGCAUCCUGGAGUCCAACAAUGCAGGUGUGUGUGUGUCUGAGAAAAAGUUAAGACCUUGUGAACCUCCUUUAUGAAAUAGUGUACUUACUACUGGUUGGCAACUAAGGUGGCUAGUUUGUUGUAGAUUGUACUAGAAGUUAUUUUCCUCAGUCAUUGGUUGACUGGUUUCCCACUGACCCUGCUCUAUCCCUGUCUCUGGCUGUAGGUGACAGUGGGAAGCUGCAGUGGACCGGUAACUGGGUGACCUUCCUGGACACCAUGCUGCAGAUGAUCGUGGUUGGCCUAUCAGGACGCAGCCUUCGACUGCCAACGCGGAUCCGCUCUGUGUGUGUCGACCCCACCAUCCACCAGGAGAGGGUCACUGAAUACGCAGAGGGAAAGAAAGGUAUUGAAAUAAAACAUGUACACAGGCCCACCACAAACACACACACUUGACACAAUAUUAAGGAUGCCGAUUGUUUUUCUUUGACUGUUUUUCUACCUUCUCUCCAUCACCUAGCCGUGGACGUCCAUGUCAACCGUUGCCUUGACAACAUCAUGGCGGGCGGAAUUCAGAUCUGUGGUCUCCACGCCACGGUAGCACCGCGUCGCCAACAACAACAGAGCCCGCCCACCCUGGAGGAGUUUUUGUUUGUGCCCUACCUAGAGACAGAAUGCCUGUCAGCCAAUGAGAAGAUGGUAGACCAGCUCAAGAACUGCAAAGGUUAGAGUUCAUGUUUCAGUUGGCUACCUUUAUCAUCCAAACAGUGGAAAGUCAUUUUGCUUUCAGAUUCAGUGUUUAAAAUCACAGUUAACAUUUUUCAACACAUAAAAAAAAAAAUACGUACACACAACGUAACAUAAUGUCAACCGAAAAGUUGCAAAUCUGAUGUCGAAGAAAGGCAGAUCAUACUUCACAUUUUGUUAGUCUAAAAAGGCCAUAGUACUAAAUUGAUUACCCUCUGUGUCUGACCCUUGGUUCAUGCAUCUCUCCAGGUCUGAUCCACAAGCUGCAGAAGAAGCUGGCUCCUCAGGGCGUCAAGCUCUCCAUCCCUGGUCUAGAGGGGGUGUCUGACCCUACUGUCCCCAGCCCUGAGCCCGCUGAGCCUGGCUUGCUGCGGCUGCUGUCCCUUCUGUGUGGUCUGGAGCUGAACGGUAACCUGCGGUCAGAGCUGGAGCAGACUGUUGAGAAGGAGAGGGGUUGUCUCCUCCAGGACCCCUUGCUACAUGGCUUACUGGACGGCCCAGCCCUCAGACACUGUUUGGACACAGCCCUGGAGAACACUACCCCCGGGAAGAUCAAAGUCCUGGAGGUGAGAACAAAGACGUGAUACAGCAGUGGUCACGAGCGCUCUCUCACUCGCCUUCCUCUCUAACCCCUGCUCUGUCUCGCCCCACCUUAGGCCCUCUCCAGCGACGGCCAUCUCUUCUCCCGUGCCGUGCCCCUCCUUAACAUCCAGCCCAUGCUCCGCCUUGACUACGUCGCCACGGCUACGACCCUCGACCUCCUGACCCCCCACCAGACCACCCUGGAUGCGCUGGGGGUCACCUCAGCCCAGUGGGACCCCCAGCAGGGCCCUGUGCCUGGGGGAGCGGUCGGUGGGGCCGACCUGGUGGUGUGUAACCACACCUGGGGUCCCCUGGGGGCUGGGGCUGAGGUGGUGGUGGGGAACCUGGCCUCGGGGGCCAAGGAGGGGGGCUUUGUGAUGCUCCACACCCUGCUGAAGGGAGAGACGCUGGGGGAGAUGGUGGCCUUCCUCACCUACAAGGACAGUCAGAACAACCAGCAGGGACUGCUCUCCCAGGUCAGUUACACUGCAGUCGAAAACUGAUACCCAGAUCAAUCCAUAGCCCCCAGCUACCCUUCAGAUAUUAAAGCAGGACCACACAUUACUCUAUUAGCAUCAGUCAGUAUUUAGUGAGUGAGUGAGGAUACAUAAACUGGUCAUACAUAUAGUCUCAUUUGUGACAGUUUUCUCAGUGAUUACCUAUUAUAUGAUGUCUAAUCCUGUAAUUGUUCUCUUCUCUAGGCUGACUGGGAGAAAGUCUUCUCUGAUGCGUCUCUCAACUUGGUGGCUGUCAGGAAGUCAUUUUAUGGCUCAGCCCUAUUCCUGUGUUGCCGUCGGUUACCCAGCAAACUGCCCAUCUUCUUGCCUGUGGACAGCAUGGACUACCAGUGGGUGGACACACUCAAGGUGAGGGAAACAUCUGUGUGUCUCUGUGUUAAUAACUCCUUAAGUGCUUAUAAGCCUUUAUAACUCUAUGUCGCUCCCCCCCAGGAGACGCUGGCUGAGCCCUCAGACUCUCCGGUCUGGCUGACUGCUACCCAGGGCCACUCUGGGGUGGUGGGCAUGGUCAACUGUCUACGCCAGGAGCCUGGGGGCAGCCGCAUACGGUGAGACUAUAGCCUGGUCUUAAAAUAAACCUUGCCUCUUCCCAUAGACACUGAUCUGAAAGGAUUGGAUUGGUAUUAGCAGUAUGUACGUCUUAAAAGUACAGAGUUAUAUAUAUUAUAAAGGUAAAAGCUCCAUCUUGCUCUCGGAUAGGCUGUGAAUCAUACAGUGCAGUGAAUCACAGACUAAUGCUGUAUUUCUCUCUCCUCAUCUUUACGCUCUCUCUCCAGGUGUGCAUUUGUGUCCAACAUGUGUGAGUCUUCUGCGGCGCCCACCCUGCAGCCUACCCAUAAUUCCAUGCGGUCUGUGCUGGAGGGAGACCUGUGUAUGAACGUGUUUCGUGAUGGACACUGGGGUGUGUUCAGACACCAGCUCAUCUCUCAGGGUACGAAAUCCACACCACUAUCUCCCCUCUCUCUUGUUCUUGCUCUAGCAAGAUCUCAGAAGUUACACCCAAUGACAUACCUUGAGAGAAAUUUCAAACACUCAGUCAUUGCAUAUGAGCUUGAUGAUAUAAUUGCAAUGAAAACAAAGUGCUUCACUAAUGUCACAGACUAGCCCUAGGCUGAUAAGACUUUGAUCUUGGACAAUAAUGGAUUCCAAAUCUUCUGUUGAUCAUGCUACAAAGCUUAAUACCUCUCUCGCUCUUGCUCUCUCCUCAGGUCUGAGUGAGGAGUUGACAGAGCAGGCGUACGUUAACGUGUUGACCCGCGGUGACCUCUCCUCGCUGCGUUGGAUUGCCUCACCCCUCCGCCAUUUUGUAGCGAGCAGCCCCCACGUGCAGCUGUGUCGCGUCUACUACAGCUCCCUCAACUUCAGAGACAUCAUGCUGGCCACCGGGAAACUGCCACCGGACGCCAUCCCAGGUAAAGAACACACGCGCGCACACACACAGAGACACACACAAAUGCAUACAGACAUCUCCUCUAGGAAACUGCCUCCGAAGCUAUACCAGUAAUGAACACACACACACUCUUCCUAUCUCUCACACACACUCUCUCUCUUUUACACACACACACACACAAUCUUAUUCCCCUGCUUUCCCUCUGUAGGUGACCUGGCCCUGCAGCAGUGCAUGCUGGGUAUGGAGUUCUCGGGUCGUGACCCCAGCGGUCGGCGUGUGAUGGGGCUGCUGCCUGCUAAAGGCCUGGCCACCUGCGUGGACGCGGACACACGCUUCCUCUGGGACGUCCCAGAUGGCUGGUAAAACACUGCGACUACCCCAAAUCACAUCCUGUUCCCUACAUUAUGUAGUGCAUUUGAGUAGGAGUGCUGGUCUACGAUCAGUUUUAGAAGGGGGGACCUGUAGCUCAAUUGGUAGAGCAUGGCGCUUGUAACGCCAGGGUAGUGGGUUCGAUCCCCGGGACCACCCAUACGUAAAAAUGUAUGCACGCAUGACUGUAAGUCGCUUUGGAUAAAAGCGUCUGUAAUGGCUUAUUAUUAUUAUUAUUAUUAUCCUAGAUCAGCAUUCCUAUACUUUGUGAAUAUGGGCCCAGAGCCACAAACGACCUCGUAGGGAGACAAUGUUUUGGGGUCUUGACUAACAGACUACCUGUCCACUGAGGGGUAUACUACAAACCAGGAUCAAUGAGUUAGCCAGCUAACUUUUAUAAACAACCAGAAAUAACUACAGAUUUUCAGAUUCAUUACUAAAGCUAAACUUAGAUAUGUCUGUUUGGUUGUUGAGUCGAUUAGACCAUGCCCAUUUCAAGCGUAUCCUACUAAAAAAAUGUAAAGUUAUUUCAAAAUAUGUCUAAGUUAGCUGGCUAACUCAUUGAUCAUGCUUUAUAGUAUUCCCCUAUGUUGAUGUCUAGCCUUAUGACUUAGUUAUUGUUUUAAGGAACUUAAGUUCUUUCCCUCCCUCUCUAGGACGCUGGAGCAGGCAGCGUCGGUGCCGGUGGUCUACGCCACAGCCUACUAUUCCCUGGUGGUCCGAGGCAGGCUCCGCCCAGGGGAGAGUGUUCUCAUCCACUCAGGGUCAGGGGGCGUCGGCCAGGCUGCCAUCGCCAUCGCACUCAGCCAGCGCUGUAGGGUCUUCACUACUGUUGGUGAGUAGCAGAAUCCUGUAUGUACACAAACACACACUCUGCCUGUUAAUGUCAGAAUUGUCAGUGCAUUUAGCCGUAGAUGUCUCUCUGUAACCCGUGUUUGUGUUCUUUGUCUCAGGUUCAGUAGAGAAGCGUGCCUACCUACAGGAGCGUUUCCCUCAGCUCACCUCUGAGUCCUUCGCCAACUCUAGAGACGCCACCUUCGAACAGCACGUCCUGCUACACACACAAGGAAAAGGUCAGACGCACACAAACUUUAAAUAUCAGCUCCUAUCCAAACUUGCCUCACUCAAACACACGAAACACGUCAACUAUACACACUCAACAUGAUACCACUCAACUCUCUCUCUCAAUUAAACAUGUUCUUGUGCAUCCUGUGUCUGUAGGAGUGGAUAUGGUGUUGAACUCCCUGGCUGAGGAGAAGCUGCAGGCCAGUCUUCGCUGUCUGGCCCGACAUGGACGCUUCCUGGAGAUCGGCAAAUACGACCUGUCCAACAACUCCCCUCUGGGUCAGUACACAGCACUGCAACUGCUCUCCAUUGCAGCCAUUUUGUGCCCGACUCACUGUGCCACUGCAGCUGUUCUAAUGUCUGACAUGAGUCCCUGUUUCCCUCAGGUAUGGCUCUCUUCCUGAAGAACGUGGCUUUCCACGGGAUCCUAUUGGACGCCCUGUUUGAGGAGGGGAACAGGGAGUGGGAGGAGGUGUCCCAGCUGCUGAAGGAGGGCAUUGUGGGAGGUGUAGUCAAACCCCUGAGGACUACGGUGUUUGAGAGAGACCAGGUGGAGGAUGCUUUCAGAUACAUGGCCCAGGGAAAACACAUCGGCAAAGUCCUGCUACAGGUCAGUUACUCAACAACUCCCCCUCUUCCUUAUUCAUUCACUCUUUCUUUUUCUCCCUCACAAAACCACAGCUUUUACUGUCUCCUCAACUCUUUCUUUUAGACCGGUCCAUCACAUUUUCUCGACCUUUUCUCCCUUUUUCUUUAACACUAUACAUACAGACCUUUUAUUACAUUGACCUGUUAUUACAUUAUUAUAACACUGUUAUUACCACGUAUUAUACUCUUGAUACAUGACGGUUUAUUACAAUCCACUCUGUGUGUUGGGUCUGACGUGGUGGCAGGUAGCCUAGCGGUUAAGAGCGUUGGGCCAGUAACUGAAAGCUUGCUGGUUUGAAUCCCUGAGCCGACUACUUGAAAAAUCUAGGCAAAUCUAGGCAAGGUACUUAACUUCUAAUUGUCUGCUAAAUUACUCAAAUGUAAAUGUCUCUCUCUCUCUCUAGGUGCGUUCAGAGGAGAAGGGUAGUGGUACUCAGGCGGUGGGCUCACCCCUCUCCCUCCCCGCCAUCUGCCGUACCUUCUGCCCCGCUUCCCACUCUUACAUCAUCACCGGGGGACUGGGCGGCUUCGGCUUGGAACUCGCUCAUUGGCUGACGGAGAGAGGCGCCCGCAAACUGGUGCUCACCUCCAGAUCGGGCAUCCGCAACGGUAAGCGACAAGAACUCAGAACUUUUACUUGUACUUGCUGGAUUGUAGCACACCAGCAAAGCCAUUGUGUUCUUACAUUAGCUGCACACUUGUUGUUUGUGACAGUCCAGUCACUUUUGUUAUUGUCGGGUCACGUUGCUAGGUUACCAGGCGAAGCGCGUGCGUGAGUGGCAGGGGAUGGGUGUGCAGGUGCUGGUGUCCACCAGUGAUGUCAGCACCCAGGAGGGGGCGGAGCGACUCAUCAACGAGGCCUGCAGGCUGGGGCCUGUGGGAGGAGUCUUCCACCUCGCCAUGGUAACACCCCCUUACCUGUACACUGUAGCUUUUUGUUUUCAACUGUCCCCCUCUCACCUGUCUCUCUCUCUCACCUGUCUCUCUCUCUCUCACCUGCCUCUCUCGCUCUCUCUCACCUGCCUCUCCCUCUCUCUCUCACCUGCCUCUCCCUCUCUCUCUCACCUGCCUCUCCCUCUCUCUCACUUGUCUCUCUCUCACCUGUCUCUGUCUCACCUGUCUCUCUCGCUCUCUCGAACUUGUGCCUCUCUAACCUGUCUCUCUCACCAGUCCCUGUCUCACCCAUCUUAACCUGUCUCUUUCUCCUGUCUGUGUUUGUACCAGGUGUUGAAGGAUGGCAUGCUGGAGAAUCUGACUCCUCAGCUGUUCCUGGAUGUCAACAAACCCAAAUACAACGGCACCCUCCACCUGGACAAGUAAGACAACACACACAGGCGUGGCAGUUAGCCUAGAGAUCACUCCUCCUGGUACUUCUGUAGUUCUGCUGAGAUUUACCAGUCUUUCCAUAUAAGGAUCUGUCAAUAACCAAUGUUCGGAGGAACAGAAAAUCCAAAAGCAGUGUGAGGUAGUCAAAGGUUUUCCUUUCUCUCUCCCUCUUUCUCAGGGUGACCAGAAAGCUGUGUCCAGACCUUAGCUACUUCGUAGCCUUCUCCUCUGUGAGCUGCGGCCGAGGCAACGCCGGCCAGAGUAACUACGGUUACGCCAAUUCCGCCAUGGAGCGCGUGUGCGAGCAGCGACGCCACGAUGGCCUGCCCGGAUUGGCUGUCCAGUGGGGCGCCAUCGGCGACGUGGGCGUUGUCCUGGAGACCAUGGGCGGUAACGACGUGGUGGUGGGCGGGACUCUCCCGCAGCGCAUCACUUCCUGUCUGGAGGUGCUGGACCGCUUCCUGUGCGAGCGGCGUCCGGUGAUGUCAAGCUUCGUGCUGGCAGAGAGGAGCGUUGUGAAGAGCGAAGGAACAGGACAGAGAGACCUGGUGGAGGCUGUCGCUCAUAUACUGGGUAAGACCCCUCAUCACCCAUACACCUCCAUACAACUAACCCUAUAACAAACCCUAGACAGAGACCUGAGGGGUGUACUACAAAGCAGGAUCAAGGAGUAAGCCAGUUAACUUGCCUAAAUAUUCUGAAAUAACUUUUUAGUUUUUAGACAGAUGAGCUUGAAAUGAGCAUGGUCUAAUUGACUCAACAACAAAAACCCAUUUGUAUGUAAGUCAGCUUAGCUUUCUUAAAGAACCAGAAAAUAAGUAGUUAUUUUCUGGUUGUUUAUCCAAGGUUGCUGGCUAACUCAUAGAUCCUGCUUUGUAGUAUAUCCCUCUAGUGGAGGCUGUGGCUCACAUACUGGGUAAGACUAGAGAAAGAGAGAGAUGUCCCUCAUCACCCAUACACCUCCAUCACCAUGUAACCAGCUAUAGAUUUUUCCUGAAGUUACCCCAUCACAGCUGAUGGGUGGGCUGGUGUUGUGUUUAGAUCAAUAGAUUUGAAGCUGGUUUGGGUGUUUUCAUUCCAUGUGUAACUCCCUGAUUAUUUCUCCCUCUCAUUCUCCCCUGUCCCAUCUAACCUUUUCAGGUGUGCGUGAUGUCAGCAGUCUAAACGCUGACGCCUCAUUGGCUGAUCUGGGUCUGGACUCUCUGAUGGGCGUGGAGGUGCGUCAGACACUGGAGCGCGAUUAUGACAUUGUCAUGGCAAUGAGGGAGAUCCGACAGCUCACCAUCAACAAGCUCCGAGAGCUGGCCAGCCAACCGGCGGGAAUGGCAGGUGUGUGUGUGUGUGUGUGUGUGUGUGUGUACAUAAACACUGUAAGCAAGAAUGACUUUGUAUAGUUAGGAAGCUUGUGUGUGUGUCAUGAACUUAUGUGUACUCUCGCUCUCCCCCCUUUCUUUUUCUUUCCCUCCCUCUCUCCAGAGUCCCAUCAGUCUCCAGUGAAGAAGGGAGGAGUGCAUUCUCUGUUGGAGUCAGACCUCAGUUUGAUGCUGGUCAACCCAGACGGACCCACGGUCUCCCGUCUCAACGAGGUGCAGAGUGCUGAGCGCCCGCUGUUCCUGGUCCACCCUAUAGAGGGCUCCAUCGCUGCCUUCCACACACUCACCGCCAAGCUCAGUGUGCCCUGCUACGGCCUGCAGUGCACUAAAGGUACACACACAGGAACCAAUACACACAGGAACCAAUACACACAGGAACCAAUACACACAGGAACAAACUCCCUCCUCUCACAAUCAUACUGAUACAGUCCCACACUCUCUCUCUCUCAAGUUAAAAACGUUAUCUUAAUGACUGACACUGUCUCUCCCUCCCCCCAUCGCUCUAGCUGCUCCUUUGGACAGUAUACAGUCUCUGGCUACAUACUAUGUGGAGUGUAUACGUCAGGUAAAAAAGAUACUAACAUCAACUUAAUUUGUAUUUAUAUAUUUACAUACAUGAUAGAUAAUUACAGUGAUUUAUAAAUAACUGUCUCUGUGCUUAUGUUUUAUUUGUGUAGGUGCAAUCAGAGGGUCCGUACCGGAUUGCCGGCUACUCCUUUGGGGCCUGCGUGGCGUUUGAGAUGUGUUCUCAGCUGCAGGCCCAGGGUAGAACCGUAGAUUACCUCUUCCUCUUUGACGGAUCACACUCCUACGUCGCCGCUUACACACAGGUGAGAGCUUAUGCAGGCAUAUUGAUACACACACAGACACCGGUGAUACGCGUGUCUGUACAUACUGACACCCACAUACAGAUGAGAGAUUAUGCAGGUAUGCACAUGUACUCUGACACAUACACACAUCCUCGUACUCAGUUCCUUCACAUUGAACUCUACUUCAAAAGAGUCAUUCAACUCAUAAUUAACCGUAGUGUUAUGUGUAGAGUUAACCUAAUGUUUGUAUUCUAUUUGCCUUUCAGAGCUACAAAUCCAAGCUGACCCCUGGUAAAGAGUCUGAGGCAGAGACUGAAGCCCUGUGUGCUUUCAUCCAGCAGUUCACUGGCAUCGAGUACAACAAGGUACAACACUUUACAACAGCAGAUAAUUACAUACUGUACUCACUGGCUAUGGGAUAACAUUAAACUAACAUUAUACUUGAGUCUGGUUCAAUGUAUAAUACUCACAUUUCUUGUUCUGCCUCUUUUACCCCUCCACUCUCUUUCUCUUUCACCCUCUCCUCGCUCUAUCUCUCUCUAGUUGUUGGAGACCCUCCUCCCUCUGUCUGAUCUGAAGGCCCGUGUCAACAUGGCGGUGGACCUCAUCACCUCCAGCCAUAAGAACGUCAGUAAAGACUCCCUGCGAUUCGCUGCCGCCACCUUCUACUACAAACUCAAGGCUGCCGACGGUUACGUCCCGGCAACCAAAUACCACGGCAACGUCACCCUGCUCCGAGCCAAGGCCAGCAGCGACUACGGAGACAACCUGGGGGCUGACUACAAACUUAGCGAGGUGGAUAUACACAAACACGCAUGAACAUGCGCAUGCACACACACUACUAUAAUAACAGGCUUUGUUUCUCUUCAGGUGUGUGAUGGUAAGGCGUCAGUCCAUUAAAAAGCAUGAGCUGGCGCACACCCAAAAUGAUUUAGUGUUGAGGUGCUGACUAACGGGGAAUAAACUGUAAACUAUAAAAACAAAGAGUCGCACACUCCAUGUAUAAACACCCAGUAAUUUAUUGGGUAAACCACCAACGUUUCAGCAUCACUGUGCCUUCUUCAGGGUAAUGUCAUGAAUGCUUGAACCAGGUUAUGUAGACAAAACAGUGCAAUUAGUGCAACCAAAGACAAUAGUGAGGGGUGUGUCAUAAUUUUUAGGUUGAUUAGAAUGAAUUGAGUGAAACUGAUAAGACAAUAAUUUACAGCAUAUUAAAUAUAUUAGGCUAUUGUUAGCAUUAGUAUAAGAUUAGCAUCAACAUACAUUAUUGUUUAAUUUAAUUUCACAGCACGCACACACACUACUAUAAUAACAGGCUUUGUUUCUCUUCAGGUGUGUGAUGGUAAGGUGUCAGUCCACGUCAUCGAGGGUGACCACCGCAGCUUCCUGGAAGGAGAGGGGGUGGAGUCUAUCAGCAGCAUCAUCCACAGCUCAUUGGCCGAGCCACGCAUCAGUGCCCGGGAGGGUUAG
Molecule: messenger RNA, 23067 nt
Organism: Coregonus sp. 'balchen'
Lineage: Eukaryota; Metazoa; Chordata; Actinopteri; Salmoniformes; Salmonidae
Source: the annotation of a GenBank genome assembly